AUGGAUGUCAGUGCUCAGAUCCUUUUCUCCGCAUCGAAACACUUUGAUUUCGAUCUGGUGUUGUUCGAGGUUGGUGACUUUGGAUUUUAUCAAAUUCUUUUCUUCUUCAUCAUGUGUUUACCCGCUAGUAUCCCAUCAGCGUUUUCGGCUUUCAAUCAGCCAUUUGUUGUUGGAUCUCCCUCACAUCAUUGCCGAGUUCCAGAUGACCAGCAAUACCUUUUACCUUCUUCAAACGACUCGAAAAUAAGCAGUUGUUUCCAAUAUAAUGAAACAGAAGUGUCAAGGUUCAAAUCUUUCACUACAGCGCCAUUCGAAACCUACUAUAAGGACGAAGUAUCGCUUAUUCCAUGUCAGAAUGGUUGGAUUUAUGAUAACAGUACCUACUUAGACAGCUUAGUAACUGAAUUCAAUUUGGUUUGUGAGGACGAGUCUUGGGUUGAAAUUUCCACUACCUCCUUCUAUGUAGGUAGUUUCAUUGGAAAUUAUCUUUUCGGGUUCAUCGCUGAUACUUAUGGAAGAAGAAGAAGCUUUUUCAUCAUUUUGGCUGCUCUAGUCACUUUUGGAACAGCGAAUGCUUUUGUUACUGAUAUCCGAAGCUUUAUCAUACUACGCUUUUUGACUGGACUACCAUUUCCUGCAUUGUUUCAAAUUCCCUUCAUCAUUGCAAUGGAAUUCAUGGGUCCAUCGGGGAGAAUUUUCUCAGGUCUAAUGAUAAAUUUGUUUUAUGGAGUUGCCAUGACACUUCUUGGUAUUGUGGCCAUGUUCACGAGAAGAUGGCGACAAUUAACACUACUGUGCAAUGCUCCUUUCGUAGCACUAUUCGUUUAUUACUUCUUUUUACCAGAAUCCCCCAGGUGGCUAGCAUCAGCUGGCAAAUGGCCCGAAGUUAAGAAGCAACUGGGGAAAAUAGCAAAAGCGAACGGCAAAUCUGAUGUAGACGUUGGAAGUCUUGUCGAUGCUCUUGAAAACAACCACAAGGAUGAUGUCAACAAUCAGAAACAUUAUAAUGUUAUUGAUCUUUUCAGAACAGAAAACUUGCGCAAAAAAACGCUUCUUGUGACAUAUAUAUGGGUUAUGAAUGCAAUCAUCUACAAUGGAUUGACACUUAAUGUUUCUAAUCUUCCUGUUGAUGACUAUUGGUCUUUCAUAAUAAACGGAGCAGUUGAGCUACCAGGCUAUUUCAUAGUUUGGCCUCUCCUACAAACACUUGGAAGACGGUGGACUAUGGUGUUAUGUAUGGUCACUUGUGGAUUUGGAUGUGUAUCAUGCAUGUUUGUACCUCCGGAAUACCCAUGGGCAGUGGCUUCUGCCUCUUUCAUCGGAAAGUUUGGGGUAGGAUCAGGAUUUGCUGUAAUAUAUAUAUUCGCUGGUGAACUCUAUCCUACAGUGCUCAGAGCAAUAGGGAUGGGAAUGAGUAGCAUGAUAGCUGGCUCAGGCCUUCUAUUAGCACCACACAUAGUUAAACUAGGAUCAUAUAUGAAAAUCAUUCCACUAAUAAUUUUGGGCUUGAUGGCUCUUUCAGCAGCAGUUUGCACUUGGUUCCUGCCUGAAACUUUAGGCGCUCCAUUGCCAAUGACCAUUGAAGACGCAGAAAAUUUCGGUAAAAAAGAAAAGAAAGGGUUGUUCACUGGUGCCCUCGAAAGACAGCAAAGACAUGAAAGUCAGGGAUUUCUUCAAAAUGUACGUCUCAGUCAAGCAUUCAUUAAGGAAUAG
Auanema sp. JU1783 is the source of this 1713-nucleotide messenger RNA. The record is from the annotation of a GenBank genome assembly. Lineage: Eukaryota; Metazoa; Nematoda; Chromadorea; Rhabditida; Rhabditidae.